Messenger RNA from Helianthus annuus (common sunflower), 1314 nucleotides. RefSeq names its product embryonic protein DC-8. The record is from RefSeq and is a predicted model, not a curated record. The transcript has 3 exons. The coding region runs from base 118 to 1158 and encodes 346 amino acids. Lineage: Eukaryota; Viridiplantae; Streptophyta; Magnoliopsida; Asterales; Asteraceae.
UAUCCGAUUAUAAAAAGCCAAGUCUCGACACAUUUCACCUCACAUAUUCAACAAUCUAGCUUGUGUUCGGCGAUCCUUUGUAUACAACAAUCGACGUUCAUUCUACCAAAAAAGCAAAUGGCUUCACGACAAGAUCCUCGGGCAAGAGAUGAUGUUAGAGCAAAGGAACUAAGAGCGGAGGAGGCCGCCAGAACAGCGGCUGACGAGCUACACGACAUCAACAAACAAAGAGAUGAAAACCGCAGCGGCACCGGUAUCAUCGGCACCAUAUUCCAGUCGGUUACCGGCACACUCGGCAGCGCCAAAGAUGCUGUCAUCGGCAGAACCCACGAAGCUACCGACAAGGCGACCAUAGUCGCCACAGAAACCGCCGAACGAGAGAGACAAAACAAACAAGACGCAACCCGAAAAGCUGGAGAAUACAAGGAUUACACUUCACAGAAGGCCGGUGAAGCUGCGGAUAAAACGGCCCGGAAAGCCGGGGAAUACAAGGAUUACACUGCUCAAAAGGCGGGUGAAGCCGCAGAUAAGACUGGAGAGUACAAGGAUUACACCGCACAAAAAGCGAAGGAAACUGCGGAUACGGCCGCCCAAAAGACGAAAGAAGCCAAGGACACGGCAAUGGGAAAAAUGGGCGAGUACAAAGACUACGCGAAAGAAACCGCUAGAGAAGCCAAAGAUUACACCGCUGACAAGGCGAAAGAAGCCAAAGAUUACACCGCUGAUAAGGCGAAAGAAACCAAAGAUUACACUGUGGACAAGUCGGCACAAGGGAAGGAUAGUGCUGUUGGUAAACUAAGUGAACUCAAGGAUAAAGCCGUGCACUUGUUUACCGGCAAGAAAAACGGAACUAGCGAAUCGGGUGAUUUUGUUAAGACCGAGACGGAGGAAGAAGCAAGAAGGAAGUUGGAGACGAUGCAUUUGAAAGAUCAAGGGUAUGACGCUAAAGGCACUGGGAUGGACGCUGCAAGUGCAACAGUGGCCAAGGUGGAUCCGUUGAGAGCGACGGCGGAGACGUUCAGGAAAGCGGAUCAGAUGAGCGGGCAGGCGUUCAAUGACGUUGGAGUCAUGGAUGAAGAUGAUGAUGCCAAAGGGGUCCGAGGUCAAGGUCAAGGUGGUGUGUACCGUGUGCAACUGAAGAAGCAUGAGAAGAAGUGAAGAUUGGUGCGUAUAGGGGUUGGUUUUUGUUUUGGGUGAAGAAAUUGAAAUGUCUUGGGUUGAUGUAUGUGCCUGUAAGUUUUUAGUUUCCAUGUUCGUUAACUAGAUGCAUGUAUCUUGUUGUUUAAAUACAAUACUAAAUGUUGUUCGGAACUC